CGCGCCGUGUGCAGGCGGAUGUGAGGAGCAUCUCAAUUGGCGGGCGGGGGGAGCGGGAUCGGGCUGUUACUACUGCAGAGAGAGAGAGAGCGCGGGCGAGCCGGCGAGCCGGGAGCCGGCGGGCGGGAGGAGAGCCGCAGCGGCCCGGCCCGCCGCGAAGUGGAAAGAGGGGACCGCGACUUCGAGACCCCGGCAGUCCCCGCGCUCUGGCCUCUGGGCGAGCUCACGCCGCACCGCGCACGGACGUCCCCGUGACCUCCUCUGCCACCAUGAGGAACAUCUUCAAGAGGAACCAGGAACCCAUUGUGGCUCCUGCCACUACCACCGCUACAAUAUCAACUGGGCUCUUAGACAACUCUACCGAGAGCGGGGGCGCUGGGGAGAGUAAGGAGGACAUGUUUGCCACGAUAAAGGACAAAUUCUUCAAUGAGAUCCAGAAGAUCCCCUUACCACCCUGGGCACUGAUCGCCAUUGCUGUGGUCGCGGGCCUCCUGCUUCUCACCUGCUGCUUCUGUAUCUGCAAGAAGUGCUGCUGUAAGAAGAAGAAGAACAAGAAGGAGAAAGGCAAAGGCAUGAAGAACGCCAUGAACAUGAAGGACAUGAAAGGGGGUCAGGAUGAUGACGACGCAGAGACCGGCCUGACUGAGGGAGAAGGUGAAGGAGAAGAAGAGAAAGAGCCAGAGAAUCUGGGCAAACUGCAGUUUUCCCUGGAUUAUGAUUUCCAGGCCAACCAGCUCACCGUCGGCGUUCUGCAGGCUGCUGAAUUGCCCGCCCUGGACAUGGGAGGCACCUCAGACCCUUAUGUCAAAGUCUUCCUUCUUCCAGACAAGAAGAAGAAAUACGAGACCAAAGUCCAUCGGAAGACCCUGAACCCUGCCUUCAAUGAAACUUUCACCUUCAAGGUGCCAUACCAGGAGCUAGGAGGCAAAACCCUGGUGAUGGCCAUCUACGACUUUGACCGAUUCUCCAAACAUGACAUUAUCGGAGAGGUAAAGGUGCCUAUGAACACCGUGGACCUUGGCCAGCCCAUCGAGGAGUGGAGAGACCUGCAGGGUGGGGAGAAGGAGGAGCCAGAGAAGCUGGGCGACAUCUGCACCUCCCUGCGCUAUGUGCCCACAGCCGGGAAACUCACUGUCUGCAUCUUGGAGGCCAAGAACCUGAAGAAGAUGGACGUGGGUGGCCUUUCAGAUCCCUACGUGAAGAUCCACCUGAUGCAGAACGGCAAGAGGCUCAAGAAGAAGAAGACGACGGUGAAGAAGAAGACGCUGAACCCCUACUUCAACGAGUCCUUCAGCUUUGAGAUCCCCUUCGAGCAGAUUCAGAAAGUCCAGGUGGUGGUCACUGUGCUGGACUAUGACAAGCUGGGCAAGAACGAAGCCAUCGGCAAGAUCUUCGUGGGCAGCAACGCCACAGGCACGGAGCUGCGGCACUGGUCCGACAUGCUGGCCAACCCCCGGAGGCCCAUCGCCCAGUGGCACUCACUCAAGCCUGAGGAGGAGGUGGACGCGCUUCUGGGGAAGAACAAGUAGGCAGCAGUGGCCGGGAGCCCGCGCCGUGACAGACACUGACAAGAUCCAGAGCUAUCAAUACCUCAGUUAUGCGACCUUAGAGGUUUUCUUUCUCAUUUGUUUGUGGUUGUGUCCUUGUUUUUCCUUCCUUCAUCUCUUUUUAAAGACCAACUUCCCUCUGAAGGCUGUGUGAGGAGAGUCCCCUAACAGGUGAAAGAGAAGCCUGGCUCUUUUCAUCGUCCCAGGAGCUGUCCUUGCUGCAUGCCCUGUCACGUUUCCCUCUCACUCCUUCAAAGCUUCUCUGAAGCCUCAACCUGAGUGAGGCCAUCUUCUGGCAGAAAGUCUCAGCACUUCCUGUUUUUUGAGCGUUCUGGACCAACAAAAUGGCAGCACAUCCUGUUUCCUGACAGGAAAGGCAACACAGUGGCCUACGAUGUGUAUGUGUGUUUGUGUGCAUGUGUGUGUGUACGUGUGUGUGUAUGUGUUUGAGUAUCUCUCUGCAUUCCUGGAAUGAGCCAUGGACAGUCAAGUUGUGUGGGAAGAGAAGGCUCUUCAAGGACUCUGAAAUGAAGAGACGUCCACUGUCUAAGUGGGAGAUCUGUCAGCUCGUGGAGAGGGCUCAGAAUCCUGGCCAGAUGCCAGAAACUCCCAUACUCCUUGUGGGUGGGUGUGGGAGGCAAGAUGUGGAGACUGGAUUUGUCCAGAACUAGGACCAAACCCCUGAUGCAAUCAUAGACUUCCUCCUGUCAGGCAUGUUUUCCCCACAAGUGUGGUUUCUGGGACAUUCAUGGACAUGAACUAUUACUAGAUCGGUCAGGCUCUAACAAGGGACCAUCACUCCUGGGAUCUCACUGUUGUUGACAGUUAACAUCAAACUAUGAAGAAACAAGACCCAUUACCUAGAAAGACCAAAUGAAACUCCUGGAUCCUCUUCAGUCCCUUCCAGUGGGAAACACAGAUGCUUUCUCCCUUUCCAGAAUAUAAGCUCUGCGGUUGAUUUGCAUUGAUUCCCCAUCAUGCCUUUGCUUCUGUUUUCUCUUUUAAUCUAAGUGGAGCAAUGCUAUCUGAAGACUGUUAUCUGUACAGAGCCAGAGAACUCUUAAAAGGAAGGUUUAAGUAUUCUUAGUUCCCUUGAGGUCCAGGUAAGAAGGGGGAGGAUGGUGGACAGAUGGUAGAGAUUUCCUGGAUGAGAUGGGUGGGAGUGCUGAGGUUCCCCCCCAGCUCCCACUCCUCUGCCUUCCAUGCCAGACAGCUUAUGGGUAGCUGGCGUGGCCCAGGGAGACCUGUGGGGAGCCCCAUCCUACCAUUUCUUAGGGAGGAUUCUCUCUAUGAAAGCCAAGAAGCAGGAUAUCCAUUCCAAAUGGGAGGUGGAGGACAGCUGUGGGGGUUUCUACCCCACGCUCCAUUGUGUCCCAUUCCUUCUUCACAUUUUGUCCCCAACACUGAUAAAAAGCCAUAUAUAUGUUAGACAAGUUUGCACUGAGACUCCUUCCAAACAUUCAGUCUGGGUAAGAGAGUUAGGCCCCACACGGCCUGAGGCCAGCGCCACUUCCUUCCGCCCCUUCCUCCCAUCCUUGCCUCCCUUCCUUCAGCCUUCAGCCUCUCUCUUCCAUCCAUGAAGCCCUGAGGCCCUUGUCAUCUCUUCGCCACAGAAUACUCACAGCUUCCUCAGAACCUUGGGGAUCUCUCUCUUUCCCGGCAAAAAUGGCAGCACUUCCUGUCAUGCCCCAUCUGGGCCACCUCAGCUUUCUCUAGGUACUUGAGACAGAUGGACAGUGUUAGAGAAAAUCAGGCUUUGAGGAUCCACAUGAAGAAGAUGCAGAGUGUCUUUUUAUUUUGUUAAAAGAAAGAUGGGUUUUUUGU
Molecule: messenger RNA, 3371 nt
Organism: Lontra canadensis (Northern American river otter)
Lineage: Eukaryota; Metazoa; Chordata; Mammalia; Carnivora; Mustelidae
Gene: SYT2
Product: synaptotagmin 2
Exons: 9
Coding region: 270-1529 (419 amino acids)
Biological process (GO): synaptic vesicle endocytosis; regulation of dopamine secretion; cellular response to calcium ion
Cellular component (GO): axon; dense core granule; synaptic vesicle membrane
Molecular function (GO): calcium ion binding; clathrin binding; calcium-dependent phospholipid binding
Source: RefSeq, a predicted model, not a curated record